AUGGGGAUGUUGUCGAGAAAAGUCACGUGCAAUUCUCAUGGACAAGAUUCUUCUUACUUCCUAGGAUGGCAGGAAUUCGAGAAGAAUCCAUACGAUGAAGUCCAGAAUCCUCAAGGGAUUAUUCAAAUGGGUCUUGCAGAGAAUCAGCUCUCAUUUGAUCUUCUCGAGUCUUGGUUGGAUAAGAACCCAGAUGUAGCUGGUUUCAAGAGAGAUGGGCAAUCCAUAUUCAAAGAGCUUGCUCUUUUCCAAGAUUAUCAUGGGCUCCCUGCAUUCAAACAGGCGUUGGUUGAUUUCAUGGCUGAAAUCAGAGGAAACAAAGUAACAUUUGAUCCAAAUCGAAUCGUACUCACCGCCGGUGCAACCUCAGCAAAUGAAUCUCUAAUGUUCUGUCUCGCCGAACAUGGCGAUGCUUUCCUUCUUCCCACGCCUUAUUAUCCAGGAUUCGAUAGAGAUCUCAAGUGGAGAACUGGGGUUGAAAUCGUACCGAUCAAAUGCACCAGUUCGAAUCGCUUUCAAAUCACUGCGUCAGCUCUGGAAGAAGCUUAUCGACAAGCUAAGAGAAAGAACCUGAGGGUGAAAGGUGUGUUAGUCACCAACCCCUCGAAUCCAUUGGGUACAACCAUGACGAGAGAUGAAUUGGAUCUUCUAGUUAACUUCAUUACUGACAAAGAAAUCCAUUUGAUCAGCGACGAAAUCUACUCCGGAACCGUUUUUAGCUCGCCGGCUUUCGUUAGUAUCAUGGAGGUUUUAAAAGAUCGAAACCUCGAGAAAACCCAAGUCUGGGAAAGAGUUCACAUUGUUUAUAGCCUUUCAAAGGAUCUGGGUCUGCCUGGUUUUCGAGUUGGUGCUAUUUACUCCAACGAUCCCAUUGUUGUGGCCGCCGCCACAAAAAUGUCCAGCUUCGGCCUAGUUUCAUCUCAAACACAGUAUCUCCUCUCCACCAUGUUAUCCGACAAGAAGUUCACGAAAGAAUACAUUGCCAAAACCCACAAGAGGCUUCGAAAGCAACGAAGCAUGCUCGUUGCCGGCCUGGAAAAGGCCGGCAUCUGCUGCUUAGAAAGCAAUGCAGGGCUGUUCUGUUGGGUCGACAUGAGACAUCUUCUGAGCUCCGACACAUUCGAAGCCGAAAUGGAUCUUUGGAAGAGGAUAGUUUACGAUGUUAAGCUGAAUAUUUCUCCUGGUUCUUCGUGUCAUUGCAGCGAACCAGGGUGGUUCCGUGUUUGCUUCGCCAACAUGUCCGAAGAUACCCUAAAACUCGCCAUACAAAGGUUGAAAUCCUUCGUCGGUUCAAUCACCAGUAACCACCGGAGCCACCAAGAGUUGAAGAACUCGAGGAGGAAGUUUCGCACCAAAUGGGUUUUCCGGCUGUCGUUUCAGUCGUUCCAUGAUCGGGAGCAAGAUGAACGAUAAGUCUGGCUAAUUUUUUCUUUACCAGUAUGAACACAUUGUUCAUAUUGAAAAUACUUUUUUGAGAGAUUAUUUUUUUUUGUUUUAUAUAAAUUUGUCCAAAAGUAAAUGAUUUAUGGAAUUGCAGACAGAGAAGAAACUGCACUCAAUCUACAUGGGAUUUGGAGUGUACUCAGUUUCAUCACCUUGUAAAAUUUAAGUCUACG
Molecule: messenger RNA, 1613 nt
Organism: Hibiscus syriacus
Lineage: Eukaryota; Viridiplantae; Streptophyta; Magnoliopsida; Malvales; Malvaceae
Product: 1-aminocyclopropane-1-carboxylate synthase 3-like
Exons: 3
Coding region: 1-1410 (469 amino acids)
Biological process (GO): amino acid metabolic process; biosynthetic process
Molecular function (GO): pyridoxal phosphate binding; 1-aminocyclopropane-1-carboxylate synthase activity; transaminase activity
Source: RefSeq, a predicted model, not a curated record